Molecule: messenger RNA, 1605 nt
Organism: Orussus abietinus
Lineage: Eukaryota; Metazoa; Arthropoda; Insecta; Hymenoptera; Orussidae
Product: PI-PLC X domain-containing protein 1
Exons: 7
Coding region: 32-1390 (452 amino acids)
Biological process (GO): lipid metabolic process
Molecular function (GO): phosphoric diester hydrolase activity
Source: RefSeq, a predicted model, not a curated record
GGGGGUCCCCGGGGUCAAGCGUCUUUUCGUCAUGUUCAAAUGUUGGACCGUCUUGUUGGUCCUCCACUUGUUCUGCGACGUCGUGUUGGCGACUCAAUGCGGCAAAGUGUGGUUGACGGUCUCCUCGUUAUGGAGACCGAUAGCAGCCAGCAACAAGGUGAUCGACGCAGAACUAGAAGUCAAUUGGGACCUGGAUUGCCCACCUAACAUAGAGCAGCCGGAUACCAUCAAGGUGUUCACUGCUGACCCAGCUCAUAAUAAAACUGUGAAACCUCAGUUAACAUUGUUCCUUCCGGAACAUCCUCAAGGAUAUUAUCGAACAAAUAUCACAGUUGGGAGACCUCAUCUUCCUGGGGGAUGGGAUGCAGCCGAUGGUGCCGCACUUCCAGGGCCGCAUUGCUUGAAGCAUUACGCAGCGUUGUACAAGGACGGGGUUAUCCUGACUAGUUCCUGUCUUCAGAUCUGGCCCACUUGGAUGUAUGACUUGAGGAGACAGCUUGGAAGACUUCCCAUCGGUACCUUGAUGAUUCCCGGCACGCACAACUCGGGUUGUUACAAGCAUGGAGAUCUUACGAGAAGGGAUGCAUUUCAGCGGUACCUAUUAACGCAAGAUAGAGACGUAUGGACACAACUAAUUCAUGGUAUAAGGUACCUAGACAUCAGAGUUGGAUACUACCCUUCGUUUCCUAAUACUUCCCACGGAGAAGGAAGUGUUCACGGUAGUAGGUUUUGGGUCAACCACGACGUUAUCCGCAUCACGCCGCUGAUGACAAUUAUCAAAGACGUGAGAAACUUCCUCGAUGUGGCGAAAGGAGAAGUAGUGAUUCUAGACUUCCAUAGAUUUCCGGUAGGGUUUGAGGGAAGGCCCAGUAGACAUCAUCGUUUGGUGUCCAUUCUUCAUCAGGCAUUCGGGGGAUUAAUCCUGAAGCCUGACAGAGGAGUCGAUGGUCUUGGACCAACGAUGAACUACAUUUGGACCAGCGGAAAGCGGUUGAUCAUCUGUUACGGUGACAAGCACACGGUCAAUGAAUACGAUUGGCUGUGGCCGCCUAUGACGCAAGCCUGGGGUAACAAGCAGACCAUGGAGGACCUCUUAGAAUAUUUGAACGAUGUCAUAAUUGGCAACACAAGACCCAGGAGCAACCAAAACCCAUUAUGGGCAGUAAUGGCGGAAUUAACACCUUGUCCACUGGACAUAAUACUGAAUCCAUCUGGUGGUCUUCGUCAAAUGGCGGAUUCCGUAAAUAGGAAUCUAACGAUAUUAUUCCAGGACGAAUGGUGGAAGCAAACGAAUAUCGUUGCUACCGAUUUCUUCCUGGGAAACAAUCUUAUUGACGUCGCCAUUCAAGCAAAUAUUAAGAAAAGUAAUAUCGCAAAGUGGCGCCUCUAAUGGCAAAAUUUCUCCUACGGUGUAGGCUCUAAUUAAAUUUCUCUUUUAAUUUGAUUAUUGAACUCUAUAAUGGCGCAAAUUGUUUAGAUUCGUUCCCAGAAAAGGUAUAUUCAUUUCUUCGAUUCGGUCAAUUUCUAAAUUUAUGUUUAAAAAUCUGGUGAGAUAAGUUAAGGCAAUAAUAGAAGAAAUAACUAGUGGUAAAUGCAUUGAACGGU